This is a messenger RNA of Sparassis crispa, 3111 nucleotides long. RefSeq names its product Vacuolar morphogenesis protein. The record is from RefSeq and is a predicted model, not a curated record. Lineage: Eukaryota; Fungi; Basidiomycota; Agaricomycetes; Polyporales; Sparassidaceae. The coding region runs from base 1 to 3111 and encodes 1036 amino acids. The transcript is spliced from 17 exons. Gene Ontology annotation, biological process: autophagy; vesicle-mediated transport; endosomal vesicle fusion. Gene Ontology annotation, cellular component: fungal-type vacuole membrane; cytoplasm.
AUGGCGCCAUUUUCAGCUCCGAGUGUCGUUGUAAGAGGCUUUAAGGAACGGGCGGAAGCUCUGACUGUACAAGGAGACAGAUUGUACGUUGGAACAUCGACAGGCAAUUUGCAUAUUUACACUUUGAGUGCUGCUGGUGAAGAGGCACAGUUCCUGGAAACCAAGAAGGCCCUUAGUCGGAGAGCUAUCGAACACAUGGGUUUUCUAAAGGACGUGAAUUCUUUAGCCGUACUGACUGACUCGCUGGUGACAUUAUACCCGCUACCGGCGUUUGCUCCUCCCACCCCUCUCACGAAGACGAAGGGAGCUCUUUCAUUUGCAACAUAUACCGGUAUUGUGUACGGUAACUUGGAUGGCAAGUCACAACCUUCUUCGGACGGAGACUUCGGAAAGGCCAAGGAAGUACCAUCUGUUGUAACGUAUCUUGCGGUCGGUUGUAGGAGGAAGAUUGUUUUAUACUCAUGGAAAGACGGAGAACCACAGGAUGUGCAGGAAGCAACUCUACCGCAUUCCCCUCGUUCGAUGACAUUCUUGAACAACAACGUUAUAUGUUUCGGCUACAUGCCGACAGAUUUUGCUGUCUUCUCCAUCAAAACGUUCUCGACUAUCGAAUUUACGGCACCUCUUUCCCCGACCACUUCCGGCGUAGGCAUCAGCACUAAGGGUAUGGGAGCGCUCAGUGGUCUCGGUGGUUACAUGACUCUCGGACUUGGCGCAAAGGCGAGACCUUGCCUCAUUAACAUCAGUGACAAUGAAGCUCUUGUUGCGAAGGAUAAUAAUGGUAUUUUUCUUGGCCUUGAGGGGAAAGUUACCAGAUCCACCAAUAUAGAUUGGCCCGCACCCCCAGAAGACUUAGCGUUCGUGAAGCCAUACAUCUUCUCGAUAAUGCCCCCUGGCUCCGUUCCAGCGUCUCAAGCCGAAGGUAGUAUAUCGGGAGCCGCCGUCUCCCAGCCAUCCUUCAUUCCAUCUCCCGUCAUCGACAUUCGCUCUUCUCUCUCGCUGUUGCCCGUGCAAACUCUGCCUUUCCCACCUACUUCGGAGGGCAUCUCGAGCCACCACCAUAUCGUCCGCUUACUGACUGCGUCGUCCACGGCAAAGUCACCUUUGUACCUUGUAACAACCCCUACAGACCGCGCUACCGCCGCUGUCGCUGGCAGUUCAAUCUGGGAGUUUCGAAUGAAGACAUGGAAUGAGCAAAUCGACGAACUAGUAGAGGAAGGCUCCUACGAGAAUGCACUGGCAAUACUGGACUCUAUAGAUCCAGCAGUUUUGCCCGACAAGGACCGCAGACAGCGCCAAGUUCAAGCCUUGCAUGCUGUCUCACAAUUUCGGGCGACACACUAUGACGACGCCAUCAACACCUUUAUAGACCUAGACAUAAAUCCUGCGAAAGUAGUUGCACUGUAUCCGGAAAGCGUGGCUGGCAGAUUGUCUGUUCCCCAGGAUGCGUGGAUACCACUAUUCGGAGGACCCAAAUGCGUCGUCCCCCCACCAGUUGAGGACCUCACAAAGGAAGGGGAAGGAGAGGGUUCUGUUACUACCGGAGAUGUCCCACUGAGAGCACCGUCACCCAAGGGUUCUGUGCUUGGUGUCUUGAAGACCGGCUUGGAAUCGGUCACUUCCGUGGCACAAAAGGACGACGAUACCUCGUCAAUUAGCGGCACCGGCAAGCGAAAGGAAAUACGGAAAGAUGACUUCCACCGGUCUGUUGAGUCCCUGAUGCGGUACCUUUCGGAAUGUCGACGCAAGGCUACAGGAGCCCUCGAGGCGCUGAGCAUCACCUCUGCCCAAUCCCAUCGGAUGCCUUACCUCUCAGCAACUUCCAUAGAUGAACUGUUCGGGCUGCCCAAUGCUCCGCUCUCUGCACUGACGCCGGAAGAACUUGUACGCUUCGCGCAAAUUGUGGACACCGCACUCUUUAAGUCGUACCUUCUGGUCAGGCCAGGGUUGCUUGCGCCUCUAUGUCGACAGCCGAAUUGGUGCGAAGUGUCAGAGGUCGAGGAGGUCCUACAGGCUCGCGAGAAAUUUUCCGAAUUGAUUUAUCUGUAUAAUGGAAGGAAGAUGCAUGGCAAGGCUUUGGACUUAUUACGACAACUGAGCGAAAAGGAGACCGACACGCGAGACAAGCUCAUGCCGUCAGUCACCUAUUUGCAGCGGUUAGGACCAGAGAAUAUGGAGCAGAUCUUCGAGUACUCACGCUGGCUGUUCGACCGGGACUCUGAGAUCGCGCUGGAGAUUUUCACGUCGGAGGAAGCUGAGCUGCCACGGCAACGCGUUGCCGAGUUUCUGGAGAAGAUCGACCUGAGUAUAUGCGCACGCUACUUGGAGUACCUCAUUGAUGAGCGUUCGGAAGAGUCUUCGCUGCUCCAUGACCGACUGGCGGAGCUGUAUCUGCGCAUGGCCAUGUCGGCGAAGAAGCAGGGCAAUGAAGAUUUGGGGCAGACGGCGUAUGCCAAACUGCUUCGCUUUAUCGACACGACAGAUCACUACCAAGUUGACCGGGUGUUCGGUCUUCUGCCAUCAGAAGACCUCUUCGAAGCCAAAGCAAUUCUACUGGGGCGCUUGGGUAGGCACGACAGUGCGCUCGAGAUAUACGUAUAUCGUCUGGAGGAUUACACCAAGGCGGAGGCGUACUGCAAGCGUGUCUACAAGCCGGGAAGUGAGACAUCCAAUGUCUUCCUCACACUCCUCCGGACGUACCUCCGCCCGACGUCACCGCGCUUCGCCUCCGCCGACCUCCUCCAACCGGCGCUCGCACUCAUUAGCAGGCAUGGGCCACGUUUGGACUCCGUAGAAACACUACAGCUCCUGCCGCCGCUCGUGGCGACGGCAGACGUGCGCGACUUCCUACGGUCUGCGCUGCGUGCGCCUAUUCUUGACACGCGUGUUGUGCGCGAGAUCGCGAAGGCGCGAGAGGAUCAAAUUACGCGGCGUCUGAUGGCGUUGCAGACGAAGCGGGUGCGGGUGACGGAUAGUCGGAUAUGUCCGCAAUGUCAUAAACGCAUCGGCCAUAGCGUGAUCGCAGUUCAUGCUCCUCGCGGUGAAGUAACGCAUUACCAGUGCCGUGAGGCAUUCUCGAAGAAGUUGAAGGACCUCAGUAAUAGGUCUUAG